AUGGACUGCAAUUAACACUUUUUCCAGAGAAAAUCAAGUUUAACUCCAUCUUCUCCAUAAAAAACAAGGUAUACUAUUCAAUAUCAUUAUAGACCUUUACCAAGUCCAUCUUUAGAAAGUCUUGAAGAAUUCAAUUUAAAUGACGUAUAAUCAGAUUAAGAAAGCUCAAGAAAAUCAUCUGGAUAAAAAUUUGAUAAACAAGUGUUAGUGAUAGAAUAUUUGAUCGAAAAACUAAGAGUCUAUGAAUGA
Molecule: messenger RNA, 249 nt
Organism: Paramecium pentaurelia
Lineage: Eukaryota; Ciliophora; Oligohymenophorea; Peniculida; Parameciidae
Source: the annotation of a GenBank genome assembly